This is a messenger RNA of Kwoniella botswanensis, 963 nucleotides long. RefSeq lists its product as uncharacterized. The coding region runs from base 1 to 963 and encodes 320 amino acids. The transcript has 4 exons. Lineage: Eukaryota; Fungi; Basidiomycota; Tremellomycetes; Tremellales; Cryptococcaceae. The record is from RefSeq and is a predicted model, not a curated record.
AUGUCAUUAUAUAACAAUUCAAAUGAUGGUAUUGGUAAUGGCUUCAACAAGAUUGAGCAAUCCUCGAAAGACAGGCACAUACUGGAUGAUCAAGAUGAUCCCUUUGGGAAAAUAUGGUUUAUCCAAGAGCUCAAGGCCAGACCGGGUCAAGAAGCAGAAUCAUACACCAGAAAUAGAACUAUCAGACCACCUCCUGAGUUGACGCAAGAAUCUGACAAUUUCAAUUAUGAUCCUACCAAGGUACUCGAGUGGACUGGUACUGUCGCCGGUUCAGAUACUGUCAGCGGACGUGGACAACAAGAUGAUCACUUUGCCGUCAUUACUGAGUCGAAUGCCUCUGAGCAUCCCACACACGAUAGAGGUCAUCAGAUGGGACUAAACACAUCCAUCUCGACUACCGAAGAGGAGCAAUCAACCACUGAGAAAAGUAAACCACCUCACGGAGCCAAAGUCAAGUCAAGUCCAAGUGCAGAUCAAGAAGAAAUCAAGCAAGGUUCAGUAAUGCCUCUGUCCGCAAGCGAAACUGAGACCAAGACCUCGGUUUCGAUCGUGUCGCAAUCAUCGGAAAGGCCUCGUGCUUGGGCCUCAUUAUUCCAAUCGACCGUAGCUCCGUGUGCUGCGUCCACGGCAGGUACUUCUGCACCUGCGCCCGUAGAGACUUCAUCAGCAUCUGGUGUAUGUUUGGCCAAGGAAGCGGCACGUAUAAGUAAUGAUACUCAGCCCGAAGAGGUAGAGAAAAUUGAAGAUGCAGGAGGAGAAUUCAUAACUGUCAUACGGGUUAAGAGACAAUCUCGAAAAUCGACUGAUCGACAAGACAAGGUGGUCCGAUACGCGGCAGAGGACAGCAGACCUGAAGUAUACUCGUACGACGAAAUUGAUGCACGACCAAAAGACAAAGUGGUUUGUGGUUCAGAGAAAUGGGAUCUGGAUACCAAGACUCAUUGGGGAAGAGGAUUCCGAUAA